AUGAAGAACCGCCGCAGUUCGAAGAAGAAAGGAGGGAAAAAGAAAGACAAGAAGACUGCCGCAGAACCGUUACCAAAACCAGUUUCCCCCAAUUCGUUCAUACCGGUAGAGAUCAAGGCAGUUCUCCAACAAAUGAACUCGGACGCGGCAAUUUGUCGGCAUGGAGGGACAAACAGAAACGAUGCAAUCGAGGAGAUCUGCGCAAAUAGUCCCGAUUGGAUCAGUAUGUCCUUUCAAAUCUCAAAGGAAUUCCAGAAUGAACAUCCUGUCGAUUUGUAUGCUAUGGCAGCUUCACUAUGUCUGAUUCCGCGUGACGGGCCUUAUUGGGAUUUGGCCGGGGAAGUCAUGAAGGCGGCCAUUUUACUUGAAAAAAAUGUCUUUUCCUCAAGCGAUGAUGAUGAAGCAGAAAAACUACUCAAGAUUGGGUGGUGUGUGACCAAGCAUUGCGGUAGCAAGCGCGAUGUCAUUGUGUACUUGGACCAGAAAAUUCCAUGUGAUUGCUUGAAAGAGAUGAAAAAGAAAAUGCUGCAAGAGCCUGAAAUACGCUGCUGUUGCUACUGCCAAAAGUUGGUGACCAAAACAAUGUGGUGCCCGAACUGCGAAAGCUACGAGUACUGUUCCAAGAGAUGCCAGCUUGAACACUGGUCUGUCCACAAUAUACAGUGUGAGUACUUCUGUGGACGAAUUUCUAUGGAAGAUGCGAACCAGAAGUUGGAUGCUGCAAAGAACAAUUUCGAAUAG
Molecule: messenger RNA, 741 nt
Organism: Seminavis robusta
Lineage: Eukaryota; Bacillariophyta; Bacillariophyceae; Naviculales; Naviculaceae
Source: the annotation of a GenBank genome assembly